Molecule: messenger RNA, 987 nt
Organism: Eubalaena glacialis (North Atlantic right whale)
Lineage: Eukaryota; Metazoa; Chordata; Mammalia; Artiodactyla; Balaenidae
Gene: SDS
Product: serine dehydratase
Exons: 7
Coding region: 1-987 (328 amino acids)
Biological process (GO): L-serine catabolic process; L-threonine catabolic process
Molecular function (GO): threonine deaminase activity; pyridoxal phosphate binding; L-serine ammonia-lyase activity
Source: RefSeq, a predicted model, not a curated record
AUGAUGUCAGGCGAACCCCUGCACGUGAAGACCCCCGUCCGUGACAGCAUGACCCUGUCCAAAGUGGCUGGCACCACCGUCUAUCUCAAGAUGGACAGUGCCCAGCCCUCUGGCUCCUUCAAGAUCCGGGGCAUCGGACACCUCUGCAAGACGUGGGCUGAGCGAGGCUGUGAACAUUUUGUCUGUUCCUCGGCAGGCAACGCAGGCAUGGCAGCUGCCUAUGCGGCCAGGAAGCUGGGCAUCCCCGCCACGAUCGUCGUGCCCAGCACCACGCCUGCCCUCACCAUCCAGCGGCUCAAGAAUGAGGGCGCCAUGGUCAAGGUGGUGGGUGAGACAUUGGAUGAGGCUGUCAGGGUGGCCAAGGCCCUGCCGAAAAACAACUCAGGCUGGAUCUACGUCCCUCCCUUUGACGACCCCCUCAUCUGGGAAGGCCACUCUUCUAUCGUGAAGGAGCUGAAGGAGACGAUGAGCACAAAGCCGGGGGCCAUCGUGCUGGCGGUGGGGGGUGGAGGCCUGCUGUGCGGAGUGGCCCAGGGGCUGGUGGAGGUGGGCUGGGGGGACGUGCCCAUCAUCACCAUGGAGACCAUCGGAGCCAACAGCUUCCACGCUUCCACCAAGGCCGGCAAGCUUGUCACCCUGCCCCAGAUUACCAGUGUCGCCAAAGCCCUGGGCGUGACCACUGUGACAGCACAGGCUAUGAAGGUGUUUCAGGAACACCCCAUUUUCUCUGAAGUUGUCUCGGACCAGGAGGCUGUGGCCGCUGUUGAGAAGUUUGUGGAUGACGAGAAGAUCCUGGUGGAGCCCGCCUGUGGGGCAGCCCUGGCUGCCAUCUACAGCAACGUGGUUCAGAAGCUGCAAGGAGAGGGGAAGCUCUGCACCCCACUGUCCUCCCUCGUGGUCAUCGUUUGUGGGGGCAGCAACAUCAGCCUGGCCCAGCUGCCGGCGCUCAAGAAACAGCUGGGCAUGAAGAGCGGGCUGCCCCAGUGA